AUGGAUGCUAACUGUGGUGAACUACCAAUCACUACUAGAGACGGAACUACCGCUGUCACAACCCGCUUUAUCAAGGGUGUUGACAAAAGGGCCACCAUCACUAAAGGCCGGAGCGACUUCUUCCGUCAGGCACACAUGAACAAAGGGCAAGCAUAUGCUUUCGCCUUCAAAUGCACUUCCAAGGGACUGCGCCUGAUCGUCUACUCAAUAUAA
Messenger RNA from Triticum turgidum subsp. durum (durum wheat), 213 nucleotides. The record is from the annotation of a GenBank genome assembly. NCBI's taxonomy places the organism in Eukaryota, Viridiplantae, Streptophyta, Magnoliopsida, Poales, Poaceae.